AUGGAGAGAGAGCAAAUGAAGAAAAUUCCUUAUGCAUCAGCUGUGGGGAGUUUGAUGUACGCUCAAACAUGUACAAGACCGGAUAUCAGCUUUGCUGUAGGCAUGUUAGGAAGAUACCAAAGUGAUCCAGGAUUCGAACACUGGAAAGCUGCAAAGAAGGUGAUGAGGUACUUACAAGGGACAAAGGAUUAUAUGCUCACAUAUAAAAGAUCAGAACAAUUAGAGGUUGUCGGUUACUCGGAUUCUGAUUAUGGUGGUUGUCUCGAUAGCUUAAAGUCAACUUCAGGAUUUGUCUUUAUGCUAGCAAAUGGGGCAAUCUCGUGGAAGAGUGAAAAACAAUCAAUUACUGCUUCAUCCACGAUGGAAGCCGAGUUUGUUGCUUGUUUUGAAGCUUCAAGUCAUGCUUUAUGGUUGCGGAAUUUUAUCUCAGGGCUUGGUGUUGUCGACUCUAUUGCUAAACCUUUGAGAAUAUAUUGUGAUAACACCGCAGCUGUUUUCUUCUCUAAGAAUGGCAAAUUUUCUAGUGGAUCGAAACACAUGGAUUUAAAGUAUUUAGUUGUUAAAGAAAGAGUCCAGAAACAACAAGUGUCAAUUGAAAAUAUUAGGACCACACUUAUGGUUGCUGAUCCAUUAACUAAAGGAUUACCUCCAAAGGCAUAUUUGGAACAUGUUAUGAGGAUGGGUCUUUUGAGUAAUCCAUAA
Messenger RNA from Vitis vinifera (wine grape), 702 nucleotides. Its product is annotated as secreted RxLR effector protein 161-like. Lineage: Eukaryota; Viridiplantae; Streptophyta; Magnoliopsida; Vitales; Vitaceae. The record is from RefSeq and is a predicted model, not a curated record. The transcript has a single exon. The coding region runs from base 1 to 702 and encodes 233 amino acids.